AUGCCUACGACCCUCAACACAUAUGAGCAGAUCUACGCCCUGUCCACCGCCUCUAAUGGCGCCGGGGGUCUUAAUGGCACGCAAACUAAGCUCCAACAGUCGCUCCAAACCGCUUUCGCCGAGACAGUUAGUCCAGGCUCGGCAUUGAGUUCAUGGACGAUUGAAUGGGGUCCCCGGGUCUGGAAGGUCAACCCAGAUGACACCACUACAGGACCUGACAAUGUCUGGUUCGCUGCCGUCUGUCCCCAGCUGGCUUUCGCUGAUGGCAACUUCGACACAUGCGUCGUCGCCAUAGCUGGCACAGCAACUGCCGGCGAGUGUCUAAAUUACGACUGGAAAACUGAAGACUUCGGCGUUAAUCAGAUCCAGGACUUCAAUGAAUGGGUGGAUUCUUGGACGGCCACAUCUAGCUCCAAACCAAGGCCUGUCGCAACCCGCCACAAGAGUUCGUCGGCGCUCUAUUGUUCUGUCGGCACCGAGACGGGUGUCUACAACAUCCUCAACAAUACAGCAUCAACUGGAUAUCCGGGUAGUGAUGCAACCAUUGUCGAGUUCCUCCAGAGCCUUACGUCCAACUACAGAAUCAUUUUCACCGGCCACAGCCUUGGCGGUGCCUUGUCACCAACUCUUGCACUCGGCCUCAGUCUUGUCAAGUCUCGGUUAUUGCCUAACAAUCCUGAAAUAUUAACAUUUCCAACCGCAGGUGCUAGCCCCGGUAAUGCCAAAUUCGCCGAGACUUAUAACCAUGCAUUCAAGCCCAGGCUCGAUGAGGGCGGCUACCAGGUAUUCAACGGCGACUUGUUCAACACCUACGACAUUGUCCCACAGACCUGGUGCACUAACAAGUCCAUCUCUCCCGACCGUAAUAUCCACAACAUCCAGUCCAUUUAUGGCACACUCCCAGUAAUAUUCGGUGCUGAGGUUGCUUUUGCCAUUAGCUUAGGUGUCGAGAGAGCCGAGGCUUCAGAGAUUACCUAUGAGCCCAUCCAGGGCCGCAUUUUCACCGGCCCUCGCCCUACCUCCGUGCCCCAGAAUAAAACUCAGCUCGUGAUUGAGGCUAUUAAGCAGCACACAACUGCCUACUACGACUAUGUCGACCCGGCUGGGACCAUUACGAACAUCCACCGCAGUAUCUACGCCCACGCAUCUAAGCAAGAAGGUAUCAACAAGCAGACUGUGGACCAAGUGGCGAACGCGUUCCCGGUGCUGCGCAAACUCAGGUCGGAUGAGAGAGGUGCGGACCAUAAUGGCAGCGCUUUGUAUCCUUAUGACGAAAUUUUCGGGCCAAAAUGA
Diaporthe amygdali is the source of this 1293-nucleotide messenger RNA. RefSeq lists its product as uncharacterized. Bases 1 to 1293 code for a protein of 430 amino acids. The record is from RefSeq and is a predicted model, not a curated record. Lineage: Eukaryota; Fungi; Ascomycota; Sordariomycetes; Diaporthales; Diaporthaceae. Gene Ontology annotation, biological process: lipid metabolic process. The transcript has a single exon.